AUCAAGAGCAAAGUUAUAAUGAAAUCUCUCUACUACAACCAUCAAAUAGACUAACAAGGAUAUCCAUGUUAGAGAGCUGGACCUAAUAGUGUGAGGUUUCAGAUUUAAGAGUGGCAUUAUGGCAAGCUAGUGUUUCAAGAUGGUCACAAGGAGAGAGUUCACUAUUGGACCUAUAAUGCGGACUUGGCAGUGGUCAGCAGCAGUUGUGGGUGAAUACUAGCUGCUUCAGUCCUGUGUUGGUAAGAGUGAGGGGCAUAAACAGUGCCAUUGUAAUGGUAUAAACAAGGACUAGUGGGACUUUCCUGUUAUUGCCUGAAGCAAAGUGUAUUAUCUGGCAAUCGUGUUGAUGUGGCUGGGCCGUCCCUAUUUCUGGCUGUUCUCUUGUCAGAAACUUUUACACAGAUAUCAGAAGUCCUGGGUGGCACUGAGAAUUUGGCACCACUUUUCCUUUGUCCCACAGAUUAGACCUCAUAUGCCUUGGGGUGUUUAAAGCAGCAUUUCUUUUCAUCAAUGAAGCGGCUAUGGCAUGUCUAGCUGUAGACCCUGCUGUCAUGUUAAUGGUCAUUGGAGUAUUAAUGUUUCUAAUAACUUUCUGUGGGUGUAUUGGCUCAGUACGAGAAAAUAUCUGCCUCUUACAAACGUUUUCCAUCUGUUUGACCAUAAUCUUUCUGCUGCAGCUGGCAGCUGGAGUCCUGGGAUUUGUCUUCUCUGAUAAGGCACGGGGGAAAGUGAGCGAGAUUAUCAACAAUGCCAUUAUUCAUUACAGGGAUGACCUUGAUCUCCAAAACCUAAUUGAUUACGGACAGCAAGAGUUUAGCUGCUGCGGUGGGAUAUCGUACAAGGACUGGUCUCAGAACAUGUACUUCAACUGCACUCCUGACAAUCCCAGCAGGGAGCGCUGCUCUGUCCCGUACUCCUGCUGUCUCCACCCGGAAGAUGAGGCUGUGAUUAAUACAAUGUGUGGCCAGGGAAUGCAGGACCUGGAUUACUUGAAGGCAGGAGUGUUCGUCAACACCAACGGCUGCAUCGACAAACUAGUGAACUGGAUCCAUGGGAAUCUCUUCCUACUGGGAGGGAUAGCGCUGGGCCUCGCCAUUCCACAGUUGGUUGGGAUCCUUCUCUCCCAAAUACUGAUCAACCAGAUAAAAGACCAGAUAGAGUUGCAAAGGUACAACCGGCAGCACCGAUCGGAUCCCUGGAGCUGACGUGGCGAGCGCUGCUGAGCACUGUCAGGGGGGUUCUGUUGGAGACUGCUGUUCUUUUUGUUGUAGAUGAACUUUUCAGUAGAGAGGUUUGUUCAAUUUUAAUUGCUAUACCUAGCAAUUAGAAUUCAGUGUCAAGGGCUCGGAGUCACAAAGGCUAUGCAGGGUGGGAGCAAAGUCCCUGUUCAAAGCCACUAUUCUGCUGUUGGUAGAUAUCAAUCCACUUGCAGCAGUGGUUGGUGACAGUAGUUGAAAUUUCACAUGGAACAAAAUCUCCCACCCUAGUAUACAAACUAUUUCAAGCUUGGCAACAUGCGAUUUGUCAGACACUUUUCUCAACUCUUCAAUUUGAAAUGUAAAUUAAAGUAAAAAUGUUCUUAUGGUGUUGUACAUUUACCUCACCCUGUACUAUAUAUACAUGUAUUUGGCUUAUAUGUACCUGUACAUAUGCAGUAAGUGUAUGUAGUAUAUUAAUGUGAGGCAUGCUGGUGAUCAGAGAUCUGAAUAUCAAAGGUGUGCUGACCCUCUAAUCACUGUAGAUCAAUGACACGAGAGGAGUUCUUGAUGUCUGGAUUUGUUUACCUACUUGUAUUGCGUGUGACAUCGAUAUUAAAAUAGUGGUUGUUUGUGAACCCUAGGUCCAUUAAGUACCCAAAACACAUUUAGUGUUAUUUCAGCACAAUGAUUUAUAUUUCAAAUACGUCGAACUGUAAAUGUAUGCGUGUGCUAUUUUACUGUAUUGUUUUUAAACCCGACACCUCCUUGUGUCGGACAAACGUGUCCGGUUUAGCGAGGGGCUACUUUAUGAUUAUGAAAAACUUUUUGGGGGUUAAGGUUGGGGCCCCACUAUAGAAUCUGAUGGGAUUAAAAUGCCUUUCAUUUAUAUAUAAAAAUAUUAUAGGUAAAAUGAAGACGGAACAGAAUGCAUUGUACAGAUGACGUUUACAUUUAACAAAAACAAUGUUAGUUUGAUUCUUGCACCCUUGCAUUUAUAGACGUUAUUUGGGCACUAUCUGCUGCAGCAAACCACACCUCAACUGCUGCUAUUUGAAAAAAUGUCGCGCAACUCUCGCUAAAGAUCUUGCUAAGAUGAAACAAAGAAUAUUUAAGUGAGUAUAUUGCGGCUUUCUUCAUGAACAUAAUUUCUUAGUACAUACGACAAAAUGUGCACUUUGCGAAUUGUCGUAACGAAAAUGCAAAUUGCGGUAUGUUUGCGCUGCGACUCACCAAUCUUAGUACAUCUACCCCUUAGUCUAUUAAUAAAAGCAUUGAAAAACGUGAUGUUUCAAAAGAGGAAUCAUCUGUUACAGUAACGUUUACUUAAAAGUAAAUAAUGCAGCUCAUUACGGACAUGUGUUUUUUUUCUUUUUUUACUUUUUACUUUCCUUACUGAGCUGGAAAAAAUGGGAACAUACUUAUUUAUGUAAUGUGGAUACAAAUUGAAAAUGACAAUCACAUAACAUUGUAAUGGGAAACGGUCUGUAAGCUCUAGACCAGUACAAUGUAGUAUUCUGUGACCCUUUUACAUUGCGUGCCUCUUCAUGGUUAUAAUCUUUAUUGCCUUUAUAUUAACUAAUUUGGUGGGCCAGGGGACCAUUUUAUGUCAAAGAAAAUACACUGUUAAUGGUACUAAACUAGUAUAGUAACAAGUAACCCAAAAUGUUAAUUGAAGGACUCAAAACUGUGCCUGGUACUUGAGUAGUAAUUUUGUAACAUUGACAUAUUUCUUUCAUUAAAAAAAAAAAAAAAUGCAAAUUGUAUUUUGGUGUAAACGCCACGAUCAACUAGGCAUCUUAUGUCAUUCUCUUCUAGUUUACUCCUUCCUACACAGUCUGGUCACAAAAUGAAGAGGUGCUUGCAAAAUUAUUUCUGAUUUUCUAUAGAACAAAUACCCCUUUUUAAGUGCCUAAAAUGUGUAUAGUGAAAUUAUAAGGAUUUUAAAAUUACUGUGAAACCGUAAUGGAUUUAAAAUAAUUAAAUUACUAAUUUAACAAAUGUCUUAUGUCGAUGUACAUCUAUCUGUCUUAUCUGUACAAGGCUAUUAAAUAUACUGUAUGUGCACUGUAACUGUUGUAAAAUAUUACUGUUUUAUUUGAAUUCUGUUAUGUUGGCUAUGAGUGGUUGUAGGAAGUGUUAAUUUGACUACUUAUGUAAUUGUCUGUAUCUGGUAUUAAAGUGGAAUUAGUGAA
This is a messenger RNA of Acipenser ruthenus (sterlet), 3391 nucleotides long. RefSeq names its product tetraspanin-33. Gene Ontology annotation, cellular component: membrane. The transcript is spliced from 7 exons. The record is from RefSeq and is a predicted model, not a curated record. Bases 522 to 1205 code for a protein of 227 amino acids. Lineage: Eukaryota; Metazoa; Chordata; Actinopteri; Acipenseriformes; Acipenseridae.